This is a messenger RNA of Vitrella brassicaformis, 1234 nucleotides long. NCBI's taxonomy places the organism in Eukaryota, Vitrellaceae. The record is from the annotation of a GenBank genome assembly.
CAGGAACAAAGACUCCGAAGGAGUUCAUGUCAUCGGCCGCCGCGGCAUCGCCGGCCCUCAUCAUAUGUCAUUUUCGUUCGAUAGGUGGUCGAGAGGGCGCGUUCCCGGUGUGCCCUCUGGUGCUGGAGCUGCAGCUGCUGUGCCACGGGAGAGAUGACGUCCAGUUCAAACCAAUGCCGUUCAUGGAGGCUGGUGUGUGCAGUGCAGAGCCUCGCACCAGAGAGGCAGACAAGUGAAUGCUGUGAGCACUGUGCCUUGAAGCUUCUGACUGUGCUGCUUGUCUGAUCUGAUCAGGCGGCCAUGCAUUGCCCUUCGGCAUCAGUCGGCAGGCCGUCAUCUCGGCCUCGUCACUUUACGGUCAGCCGGGGACAUUCACUCAUUGUCAGACACAAACGGAUGCCUGGGCCCGGCCCGGGUGUGUGUAUGUGUGUGCAGAGCAUGUGCAGGAGAUGAUGUCCGCCAGUCCGUCAGCCAAGAAGGAUGGCGGCCUCGCCAUCGAGGAGAGCGGUGACGUGGCCUUCUCGGUCAUGGUGGACGAGAUAGACCGCGUCAUCCACCACCUCAUAUGGGCCGACGCCGACUUGUUCUCGUCCUUCACGGCCCCCCUGCUGCUCAAGUCCAUCCCCUGGCCCCUCUCGUGGUGGUCGGUGGCCCACGCACGGCUGGCGGCGUCGGUGCAGGGUGGGGGAGCGGUGGUGGCCGACGAGCUGCACGACAUCCUCAUCGCUCUCGAGAGGCGGCUGAGGGCGCCUGUGGGGCGGCAGCUUGAGGCGAGGGUCUUCUCACGGCUGGCCAUCCUGUUCUCGCUGCCUUUCCCCUCGUCGAGCCCCGUGCCGGCGGUGUUGCGGUCCAAGCACGGCCUGGUGCAGUUCUGCGACUCGGUGCUCAAGAGGCAGCCGGCCCUGUGGCCCAACAGGGCCACUUUCCUGCGGGGCGCAAUGCCCCCGCGGGAGGGCAGGAAGGCCAAGGAGGGGCAAGAGGGCGGCGGUAGAACGUGCCGUCCACUAUCGAAAGAUACAUUGUCACAGGGGAUGUGUUAGAGUGACUGAAUGAGGUCCUAGCUGCUCUUAGUGGGAUGGGAGCGCGUGUGUGCGCACACUGGGUAUGUCAUGUGUCCCUUCGCCUCUGUCAGUUGAGAGAGGUGACAACGGCUGGUUGACAAUGCUUCUCACUGGCUGAACAGGCUGUACUGAUUGUGUCUGCAUGCAUAGGUGUGUGUGGGCUGAUGUGUGAG